UUCAAGACAGAAAGAAAGAUGAUAAUUACACAUAAUCUACUGUAUCUGUAAGUGAAUAUUCUACCUGCAACAGUAUAUCUUUAAAUGGAUUGGUAUGGUAUUCUGAUUUCAAGAUGCCAUGAUUUCUUCUAUUCAUGGGGUGCUUUGUUUGCAGUGUUGCUAAGUUCCUGUUUUUGUCCUACUGAGCUCAGCCCACUUAACGUAAUUCUUUUUGUUCAGAAGACUAAAGGCACUCGUUACCAAGCAGCACUUUUUAUGUGUUGUGUCUGUUAUCAGCCCUUGUGCCACUGUCUUGUGGCUACUUUCUCCUGGGGCAAUACAACAAGUUCAAACUCAAACUCUAUGGAUUUAAACUUGUAAGUCUCUAGAAGCGACAGGUCAGGAGAUAUUUCCAGGAAAUUCAAGGUAAGCAGAUACCUCAUUUGUCCAUCAACAAAUCAAAAUGGCUCCACAUAGUUUGUUGCAUCCACUGUCCUCAGUCUGCUUUGAAGAAAAAACGCAGUUCUCCGCAAGUCACAAUCUCUCUUUUGCAAGAAGCAAAUGGUUCACGCUCCCCGAGACUGAGAGCCAAAGCGAUGUGUGGAGCAUCAAGCCACCAGAUUUCUCUCUUAAACUGUACAGAUCUCUGUCAGUUCCUCAAAAGAAAGUAAGAAAGACACAUUCAAAUCUAGCUGUACCUCAAUCUAGUGAAACUAAGAGGAGAACUGGAAUAUUUCUACCAAAGCUUUUACAUGAGAGGUACCAGAGUGAAGACCCUCCAAAGUUCAUCACAUCACACAGGCCUCCUGAUGCUCUGGAAUCUGAGCUGAUGUUUGUCAAGACAGGGAAGUACCCUUCUGGACCUUACAAGAACCCCAAACCACAUAACUUCAGACUGCUUGAUGAGGACCUUCCAGGCAUAGUUACUACAUAUGAGAGAGAUCCUGGUAACCUGAAUUUAAAAUUGAAGCACAUGGACAUUCUUCGGACCACUAAUUCUGACCCAGAAUUUAGUUCAAGGGACACCAAGACAAGGAUGAACACCUAUAAACCUGCAGAGCCCAGAUGGGAUGCGAGGCUCAUACUCCCUCAGUCACUCUGGCCUCCAAAAUCAGCUUCCUAUACUAGACACCAGCGAAGAAGAGGAGCAUACAGCGCAUUCUUGGACCGUGUGGAGGACAAACUCUCAAGAUCGUGGAAAAAUAGAUCAUGACUCUCUCUUUUCAAAUUCUAUUAAAUGCUGACUUUUGGAGAUAUCGGCCGUAGAGAUGUCUGCAUUUUUUGAAUAUGACCUUUGAAUUACCUUGUUGUGAGCAGUUUCAUGUAGGAACUAUCGGUAGA
Siniperca chuatsi (mandarin fish) is the source of this 1320-nucleotide messenger RNA. RefSeq lists its product as uncharacterized. NCBI's taxonomy places the organism in Eukaryota, Metazoa, Chordata, Actinopteri, Centrarchiformes, Sinipercidae. The record is from RefSeq and is a predicted model, not a curated record. The coding region runs from base 443 to 1192 and encodes 249 amino acids. The transcript is spliced from 4 exons.